UUCACCUACCCUGGGAUGCAACAACCCGGCCAGACCGCUGGAUAUCCUCAGUUCCAUUACCCGACUGCAAGCGGCGAUCAGAGCGCCCAACUUCUUCAGGGCUAUGCUAUGCCACAACAGAGUAAUGCUAACCCGGCUGGCAUGUCUGGUGCUAUGUUUGGAAGCCAGUCCGGCGCAUCUUACAACUUCGACCAAUCGAAUGCGGGUUACUCUCAAUCACCUUCGGUCCCCGUCUGCCAAGUGGGCGCAGGAUCUCAAGUCCCAAUGCAACCAGGUUUUGCCUACCCCGAUUUUUCCGGAUCAUUCGGACAAUACGCUGGCAUGGGACAAAAUGUUCCAUCUGGCUUGGCCGCUAUGCAGGCAGGUCUUAGUGGUGAUAUGCAACAAUUCGGUCCGCUGAUGACAAAUGCUUUCGGUCAACCGAUGUCGGCGAACGGAGCAAUCCUCGAAGCCUUGGCUCACGAACAGGGUCUAGCGGGUAACCGUAAUGUUAACCACCAACUCUGCUCUCCAAGGUUUCAACCCAAUGGCAUUUCUGCAAGAUCCCACCGGAAUGGCCUCGAGGAGUGGUGGAGCAUCAAGAGGAGGGGUACAUCUAGAGCGAAGUUUUCACAAAUCUUAACUUCUUUUUUAACAGAGCAUGAAUUCCUUGGCAGGAAGAUUGAGGUGAAGCAGGCUGUAAACAGCCAGCGUCCCGUAAUUCUACCGCCUGGUGGUGGCGGACAAAACGCCGCGAUGGGGAAUACUGGUUUCGUGGGCUCCGGCACUCCCACUAAUCCCGCAGCAGCUUUGGCCGCUGCUGCUGUAGCUGCCGCAGCUAGUGGCAAUACUAUGGCAAGUUUAAUGAGCAACAGUGCGGCUGCUGCAGCUAGUUUGGCGGCAUUCACGGGAGGCAGCUCUCAAUUUGAUGGAAAGGAUUUCUCCGGCCGGGGUGGCGGCGCCGGAUCUCGUGGUGGCCGUGGAGCCAUGACUAAUGGCCGCACUGGUGGAUCAAAUCAGGCUGGAUCUAGGGAAGGAGACUGGAGUUGCGCACAAUGUGGCAACAUCAAUUUUUCUUGGAGGGAACAGUGCAAUCGGUGCCACGUACCGCGGUCACAAGACGUGCCUGUCGCUAAUGAUAUGCCCGGCAUGGGUAGAGGUGCCGUUGGUAUGCCUCGUGGAGGUGGUCAGGGCUCGAUUCCAGUUGUAAACGCUGCCGGUGCACAACCUCCCGGCAUGCCUGGAUUUGGUCGUGGUGGUCCUGUCGCCGUUGGUGGAAUGCCCCUGACUGCUCGUGGUGGACGUGGUGGAGGACCCAUGCGAGGCAGUAAUGUCGGUGUUGGAAGAGCCCGCCCUGCGCCUUAUUGACUUGUAUGAAUCUCACCUAACCCUGUAUUCCGUUUGGACACGAUAUAGCACAUGUUCGCUGCUAUACUUGGUGCAUUUCGCUGUCCUUUGGUAUUGAACUUUUUAGUCUAUUUGUCUUUUGUAAUAAUGACCGGCUUCCGAAGCUCUUUUAGACGCCAUGGAAUGUGAAUCAGUCACCACCUGAGUGCUUGUUUUCCGUAUUCUUAUGUCUCAUCGUUGUCCGUAGGUAGAUACGGUUUUUUGUUGUGCAUACUCCAAGGUGUUGUACAGAUCAAGUUUGCAACGCGUAUGCCUGUUGAUCGCCCAUCGUUCUGACCUUCCCCCCAGAGGCUCGUAGGGUUUUGCUGGUUCCUCAUUUCGCAAUACGUUGUCAUGGAUAUCCAAG
Molecule: messenger RNA, 1732 nt
Organism: Opisthorchis viverrini
Lineage: Eukaryota; Metazoa; Platyhelminthes; Trematoda; Opisthorchiida; Opisthorchiidae
Exons: 5
Coding region: 16-1347 (443 amino acids)
Biological process (GO): regulation of DNA-templated transcription
Cellular component (GO): nucleus
Molecular function (GO): RNA binding; transcription coregulator activity
Source: RefSeq, a predicted model, not a curated record